ACAUAAUCCUGCAUCUCCUUUCCUCAUAAGAGAAAAACGUAUUUAAAAAAAAUAUUUUUUCAGGACAUGCGGUAGUUUGAAACUGUCAUCGACCCUACACAGUUUCUUUCGUGUUAAUAUUGAAACAAGAAAAUAACUGAGAGUGAAAUGUGUUUUGUUAAAGAAGAGGGGAGACCUUGUCCUGUUUCCCGCCUGUAGACGCCCUGCCGCAUAUUGGUUUACUUCAUUUGUGCAGCAGAUGUUUGCUGGCUGCUUGACUCGUCAUAAGGACCGAUUAAAAUGGGGUAUUUGAAACAAAUUGAGGUAGAAAACUUCAAGUCAUGGCGAGGGAAGCAAGUUAUCGGUCCUUUCAUGCGAUUUAAUUGCAUAAUUGGCACAAAUGGCUCCGGCAAGUCCAACGUCAUGGAUGCCCUGAGCUUUGCCAUGGGGGAGCGCACUGCCUCGCUCCGGGUGAGGCACCUCAGUGACCUGGUGCACGGAGCCCACAUCGGCCGGCCGGUGUCCGACACUGCCCGCGUCAGCAUGCGCUACUGCGACGAUGACGAACAGGAGACCGUCUUCUGCCGGAGCGUCUCAGGUGACUCCUCUGUGUAUCGCAUCAAUGGUUCACAAGUCACUUCGGCCAAAUAUUUGGAGGCGCUGGAGAAGAUUGGCAUUGUGACCAAAGCCAGAAACUGUCUGGUUUUUCAGGGGGCAGUGGAGUCCAUAGCUUUGAAGGAUCCAAAGGAGAGGACCAAGAUGUUUGAGAUCAUCUGUCAAUCAAAAGAGUAUGCUGAAGAGUAUGAUAAGAAGAAAGAGGCCCUGCUGAAGGCCAAAGAGGACUCUCAGUUUCACUUCAACAAGAAGAAAUCUGCUACUGCUGAGAAGAAACAAGUGUCCCAGGAUAAAGUAGAGGCCCAGAAGUACCAGGCACUUGUGGAGGACCUUGACCAAAACCGCCUGCAGCUGAGCCUGGCUGAGCUCUACCAUAAUGAGAAGGGUGUGAACGCCCUCAGCAACAUCCUGAGGGAGAAACAGCAGGCUGUAGCUGCCAUGACCAAUACACUGGUGAAAGCGGAGCAGAUGGUUAAAACCCACAAAAAGGAACAUGGACGCCUCACCAGAGAGCAGCAGCAUGUAGAGAAGGAGAUCCGCACCCAAGAGCAAAUUCAUUCUCAGUGCCGGUCCCAGUACGUCAAGGCCAAGGUAAACACCUCCCAUCACAUGAAGAAGGCUGAGAAGCUCCGUGAUGCCCUGAGGAAGAGUCAGAGGCUGAUUGUGAAUAAAGAGCAGGAGCUGGCAGAGAAUCAGCAAGAAAUCACUGAGCUAGAGAGAGCAUGGAGGAACUAUGAGAAGCAGGUACAGGAGAAGGGAGCCUCCAGGGGUAGAGACAUCGAGCUUGAUGAAGAUCAGCUAGCACGAUAUAAAGAGCUGAAGGAGCUGGCUCAGAAGCAGGGUGCUGUUUUCAGCCAGCAGGCAGAGAAGCUGCACUGGGAGGUCAAAGCAGACUACGAGAAGAUGGCAUUUGACCAGCGCAGAAAGAAGGAAGUGGAGGCUGCCAUCAGGAACAGUCAGACUCAGCUGGAAGAUUUGACAAGCAGAGUAGAGAAGCUGGAGCAGUACACAGAGACCUGCAGCUCGAGCCUUGAAGAGUACCGUCAGCAGGAGGAGAGUCUGAGUGCAGAGUUAGAGCAGGGCCGUCAGCGCACUGAGGAGGUGAACCAGGAGCUGGGCCAGGUGCUGGAGGAGCUGGGGAAUGCCCGUCUAGACAGCCAGGAAAGCGGACGCCAGCUGCAGCGCAAAGAGCUGCUAGAGAAGCUCCGCAGACUCUACCCUGAAAGUGUGUAUGGUCGUCUGUCUGACUUAUGCUGCCCCAUCCAUAAGAAGUAUCAACUUGCUGUCACAAAAGUGUGCGGCCUCUACAUGAAUGCCAUUGUAGUGGCCUCAGAGAAAGUGGCCCGUGACUGUAUCACUUUUAUCAAGGAGGAGCGAGCUGAACGUGAGACCUUCCUGCCCAUCGACUACUUAGAUGUGAGACCUCUGAGUGAGCGACUGAGGGAGGUGCCUGGUACCAAAAUGGUGGUUGAUGUCGUACAGAUUAAUGCUUCCACAGGUGCCAACCAGCUGAAGAAAGUUGUGCAGUUUGUCUGUGGCAAUGCCUUAGUGUGUGAAACCAUGAAAGAAGCAAGGAGCGUGGCCUUUGAUAGGCAGGAGCGCCAUAAGACAGUGUCUCUGGAUGGGACAAUGUUUUCAAAAUCCGGUCAGAUCUCUGGAGGCUCCAGUGACCUGCGGACCAAAGCUCAAUGCUGGGACCAGAAGACCAUGAUGAAGCUGAAGGAACGCAAGGACCAGCUGACAGCAGAGCUGCGAGAUUUGAUGAGGUUGAAGCGGAAAGAAUCUGACCUGAAACAGAUCAUUGCUCAGGCUCACGGUGCAAAGACCCGCCUCAAAUACUCCAAAGCUGAGCUGGAAAACCUUCGGAAGAAAAACAUCCUUAAGUGCCAAGCGGAGAUUUCUCGUAUGGAGAGUGAAUCUGCAAACCUGGAGUCUGAGAUCCAGAUGCAGCAGGAGGGUGUGGAGGCAAAGGAUGCAGAGAUGAGAAAGAUAAGAGAACAGAUACACCAGAUCGAGGACUUGGUGUUUUCUGACUUCUGUGCUGAGAUUGGUGUGGACAGCAUUAGAGAGUAUGAGCAGGAGCAUCUGAAACAGCAAACAGAGCUUGACAAGAAGCGGCUGGAGUUUGAGAGUCAGCGCACUCAACUGUAUGCACAGCUGGAGUACGAACAAAACCAACUGGAGGAGCAGAAGAAGAAGCUCCAUAAAAUGGAGGAAACAAUUGACAAGGAGGAGAGGACCGUGGCUGAGUACAGGAGGGAUGAGGAGAAGCUGCUGGUGGCUGUGGAGGAGAGUCAGAACAAACUGUUGGAGCUGCAGAACCAGCUGCUGUCUAAGAAGAGCCAGGUGGUCACUGCCAAAGCUGAGUUGGACCAGAAAACCCAGACCGUCCAAGAGAUAAACAAACAGUUGGUCAAGCUUCAGCGGGAGGUGAUGAGUGCAGAGACGGCCUUGGAGCAGAAACGUUUGGCCAGGCACAACUUACUGCUGGCCUGUAAGAUCCAGAGUCUGCCUAUCAUUCUGCUGUCAGGCAGCUUGGAUGAAAUCAGUGAGGUGCAGUUGGACACAGAAUCUGAAAGCACUUCAGCCACCAUUGACAUCUAUGAGAGAGAGGCACAAUUAGUCAUCGACUACUCCAGCCUGGAGGCAGAGCUCGGGAGUCUGCAGGCAGAAGAGGAGGUGGAGGCCUACUUGGAAAAGCUGAAGGAGUCACUGUCCACCGUAGAGGGAGUGCUGCAUCGCACCACUGCCCCCAACCUCAAAGCUCUGGAGAAGAUGAGGGAGGUGAAAGACAAGUUACACGGAGUGACACAAGCAUUUGAUGCCAGCACUAGAGCUGCCAGAAAAUGCAGUCAGGAGUUCGAGCAAGUCAAAUCCAAACGCCUCCAUCUCUUCACCCAGUGCUUCGAACAUGUGUCAGUUAUAAUUGAUCAGAUCUAUAAAAGAAUAUGCAGGAACAGCAGUGCGCAGGCCAUUCUGAGUGCAGAGAAUCCAGAUGAGCCAUACCUCGGUGGCAUUAACUACAACUGCGUGGCGCCAGGAAAACGCUUCAUGUCCAUGGACAACCUUUCGGGUGGAGAAAAGGCCAUUGCAGCCCUGGCUCUGCUGUUUGCCAUCCACAGCUUUCGCCCUGCUCCCUUCUUCAUCUUGGACGAGGUGGAUGCAGCCCUGGACAACACUAACAUUGGCAAGUGUGUGUGUUUCAUUUGUAUCCAGGUGACCAGUUUCCUCAGGGAGGAGUCCAGGGGGAACAUGCAGAUCAUUGUCAUCUCCCUGAAGGAGGAGUUUUUCUCCAAGUCUGACGCUUUGCUGGGAGUCUACUCAGAUUUUGAUGAAUGCAUGUUCAGUCGCAUUCUGACUCUGGACCUGCAGCCCUACCCUCUGGUUGAAGAGGACAAAGAGAAGGAUAAGACAGGACAUGUGUAGCCUGGAAUCACCUGCCUGAAACCCUUACAUGUGUGUUCAUUGGCCAUGUCUUCGGUUCUCAGUGUGUUCAUCUGUGUGCAUGCAAAGUAGUUAACCUCAAACACCAAAUUAUGGUUUCUAUGUUUCAUUUUUGGCUGUUUUGCUGAAAAAAAUUAGUGAUUCUUGGGGGAAAGCUUUUAGCAUUUGACUGCAUUUAUGUCUACCACACAAAGACGUUCUUAAAUGCAGCUGUACUACUGUACUAAUGUUGUGGUUGUUGUUUAUCUCCAUAGGAUGUUCCAUGUUCUUAGAGGUGAUGAAUGUUACUGUGUUUGUAUUUGAUAAUUAUAUUGUUUUGUACUCAAGUUAUGCUUUUCAGUGUGACUUGUGUCGUAAACAUUAAAGUUUAAGUUUAAAAUA
This is a messenger RNA of Acanthopagrus latus (yellowfin seabream), 4419 nucleotides long. It is a transcript of the gene smc1b, whose product is annotated as structural maintenance of chromosomes 1B. Gene Ontology annotation, biological process: sister chromatid cohesion. Bases 280 to 4020 code for a protein of 1246 amino acids. NCBI's taxonomy places the organism in Eukaryota, Metazoa, Chordata, Actinopteri, Spariformes, Sparidae. Gene Ontology annotation, molecular function: protein binding; ATP hydrolysis activity; ATP binding. The record is from RefSeq and is a predicted model, not a curated record. The transcript has 25 exons. Gene Ontology annotation, cellular component: chromosome; cohesin complex; nucleus.